AUGCUCUCCAGCUUCGCAUCUCCGGACGUCGCCCCAUCUUCAGCUUCUCCAAGUGGAAAACAGAGUAGGGAUCAUGAAGAUGUGGUUUAUGAAAUACAUGGUGAGUUGUUUAGCGAUGAGAUAAUGCCAUGGAAGCAAAGCUGUCGUCGCAACGCCAUUAACCUCGCCGAAGGCUUCCCUGAUUUCCCGGCACCUCCCAAUAUCAAGGCCGCCGCCGUCUCCGCUAUCACCUCCGAUUUUAACCAAUACAGGCAUGUUCAGGGAAUAUGUGAUCUGGUUGCGGAUAAAAUGAAGCAAAUGCAUGGCUUAGAUGUUGAUCCCGUAACAGAUAUUGCCAUUUGCUGUGGUCAGACCGAGGCUUUCGCUGCCACAAUGUUUGCAAUACUUAACCCUGGGGAUGAAGUAAUACUUUUUGAUCCCUGUUUUGAAACGUAUGAAACAUGUAUUUUAAUGGCUGGAGGAGUCCCUGUGUAUGUAGCCCUGGAGCCACCUUAUUGGAGAGUUGACGAGGUCAAACUUUCAGAUGCUUUUACUGCAAAGACAAAAGCUCUGGUACUGAAUAGUCCUCACAACCCAACUGGAAAAGUUUUUAACAUGGAAGAGCUACAGAUGAUUGCUGGAUAUUGCAUAACAAAGGAUUGCAUAGCCGUUACAGAUGAAGUGUAUGAACAUAUAACAUAUGAGAAUGAAAAACCUCAUAUAAGCCUGGCCUCACUACCAGAAAUGCAAACCAGAAGCAUCAUCACGUCUUCCUUGUCCAAAACAUAUAGUGUCACUGGGUGGAGGGUGGGGUGGGCCAUAGGUCCAUCCUGCAUUGCGUUUGCAAUCAGAAACAUUCAUGCGAAAAUUACAGAUUCAGCCCCUGCGCCAUUUCAGGAAGCUGCGUUGACUGCAUUAAAAAGUCCACCAGAGUACUAUAAAUCACUGAGAAAAGAUUAUGAAGGAAAAAGAGAUUUUGUGUUGAAGUUGCUUGGAGAUGUGGGGUUUCAGGUUGAAUUUAUGCCAAUGGGUUCGUUUUUCAUAUUUGCAGCGCUUCCGGAUACUUGCAAACUUAUGGACGUUGAAUUUGUGGAGGAAUUAAUAAAAGAAGCUGGAGUUGUGGCUGUUCCUGGAUGCGGGUUUUUCCAUACAGAUUAA
This is a messenger RNA of Lactuca saligna, 1137 nucleotides long. Lineage: Eukaryota; Viridiplantae; Streptophyta; Magnoliopsida; Asterales; Asteraceae. The record is from the annotation of a GenBank genome assembly.